Messenger RNA from Lactuca saligna, 1428 nucleotides. Lineage: Eukaryota; Viridiplantae; Streptophyta; Magnoliopsida; Asterales; Asteraceae. The record is from the annotation of a GenBank genome assembly.
AUGCACAAAUUGGAGGAAGAUAUGAGGGAUAUGCCUGAGAAAUGGUGCACAUGUUCUUCAGAUGGUGGUGAUCAGCAAUUACGAAAAGCUACUUCCCGUGAAAAUUCUAGAGACAAUUACUUGUAUUGUCCACGAGCAAUAGACAUUCAACAUGGAGAUUUGAAGCAUUUCCAGUGGCAUUGGUUAAAAGAGGAACCUGAGAUUGUCAGUAAUGUUCUUGAAACUACACUUGGGUUGAGCUGGGAACCCAUGGUCAUGUGGGGUGCUUUUCGUUGGGCUUCAAAUCCAAAAGAAAACAAGCUCUCAGAUGAGGCUGUUAUUAACUGUUUGGAUUGGUGUGAGGUUGAUGUUAAUCUUCAAAAGUUUUUUGCUUGGUAUACGAAUGGUAUAUAUGACACUGAAGGGUGGCCUCAGAUCCUAAAGCUGAAAGAGUACUGGCCUCCAUUAAAUUCAUUUGAAGAACGGCUGCCACGUCAUGGUGUUGAAUUCAUCACUUGUUUACCCUUUAAAGAGUACACACAUCCACGUGAUGGCUACCUUAAUCUUGCAGUCAAAUUGCAUGAAGAAUCUUGUAAGCCAGACAUGGGUCCUAAAACAUAUAUAGCUUAUGGUGUUUCUGAAGAAUUGGGACGUCGAGACUCUGUAACUAAACUUCAUAGUCACAAGUAUGAUGUGGAUCAGAAGGAACUUUAUGUUGAUAACACAAAAGAUGCUACUUCUGAGCAAGUUGUUGGGUCGAAGAAACAAGAAGGGCAUAAAACUACUAGUAAUCUAUCAGAUCAAUAUUUAUUGAAGAAGGAAAGUUGUGAAGGAGUUGAGUUUGACAUUGAUAAAAAAGAUAAGAGGAAGAGAAAGGGUUCAAAUAAAAGAGUUGAGGGACCAGAUGGAAAUAAACGAAAGAAAAAAAAGGGCAGGAAACAAGUGAUAUCUUUUGAUAGUGAAGAAGUUGAUAACCAAGAUGAUACUUCAGGUACUUGUGUGGUUGGAUCUGAUUUAGGAGAUGGAGGUGCUUUGUUGGACAUAUUUAGGAGGGAAGAUACUCCUAAACUCGAAGAAUAUCUCAAAAAACAUUUCAGAGAGUUUAGACAUUCCUUCUGUCUUCCACUACAGCAGGUUAUACACCCAAUUCAUGAUCAAACAUUCUACUUAACCAUGGACCAUAAAAGGAAGCUCAAGGAAGAGUUUGGGAUUGAAGCAUGGAGUUUUGUCCAAAAGCUUGGAGAUGCUGUCUUAAUACCUACUGGAUGUGCCCAUCAAGUCAGAAAUCUAAAGGGAUCAUCAUGGCUUGAUGUUGUGGGGAUUAAUUGCCAUGUCACAAAUCUACCCAAAGCUACAAGUAUGACUAGGUUUAGAGCAACGGUUGCAAGAGAUGAGUUCAGAAGAAGAAGAAACAAGGUUGCAACUAUAGUUCAGGUUGAUCUUGAAUAG